AUGGUUGGUGCCUGGAGGAUGGGGCCCUGGCCCGUCCCGUGGAUGAUGCUCUGUCUGCUCUGCCUCCCGCCCUGUGCCAGGGCCCAGACGAAGAUCCCGCUGGAGACGGUAAAGUCCUGGGCAGAUGCCUUUGGUGGGGAGCUGUACUCCAUUGUGACUAAGUAUUCAGGCUCUCUCCUGUUGCAGAAGAAGUACAAGGAUGUGGAGCCAACUCUGAAAAUCAAGGAGGUGGAUGGCUUGGAGCUGGUGAAGAAGUUCUCAGAGCAGAUGGAGAGCAUGCUCCGCAGGAAGGUGGAAGCUGUUGAGAGGCUGGUGGAAGCAGCAGAAGAUGCAGAUCUGAACCAUGAGUACAACUCCUCGCUGGAGUUUGAUUACUACAACUCCCUCCUGAUUAAUGAUAAGGAUGAAAAUGACAAUUAUGUGGAGCUUGGGGAUGAAUUCAUUCUGGAGCCAAAUGAACAUUUCAAUAACCUGCUGGUGAACACAACCUACAGUGAUAUCCAGCUGCCCACCAAUGUCUACAACAAAGACCCUGCCAUCCUCAAUGGGGUUUACAUGUCAGAAGCCUUGAAUCCUAUUUUUGUGGACAACUUUGAAAGGGAUCCCACACUGACCUGGCAGUACUUUGGCAGCUCCACUGGAUUCUUCAGGUUGUACCCAGGAAUAAAGUGGUUACCAGAUGAGAACGGAGUCAUCUCCUUCGACUGCAGAAACCGUGGCUGGUAUAUUCAAGCUGCCACCUCUCCCAAGGACAUUGUCAUCAUUGUGGAUGUCAGUGGCAGCAUGAAGGGCCUGAGGAUGACCAUUGCCAAGCACACCAUCGUCACCAUUUUGGAUACUCUGGGAGAAAAUGACUUUGUCAACAUCAUUGCAUACAAUGAUUAUGUUCAUUUUAUUGAACCCUGUUUUAAGGGUAUCCUGGUCCAAGCAGACAGAGAUAACAGAGAGCACUUCAAGCAGCUGGUGGAAGAACUGCAGGCAAAAGGAGUGGGGACUGUGAGCAAGGCUUUGACAGAAUCCUUCAAAAUCCUGAGAGAGUUCAGAGAUGCUGGCCAAGGAGGUUUGUGCAACCAAGCCAUCAUGCUGAUCACUGACGGAGCCGUGGAGGAUUAUGAAGCUGUGUUUGAAAAAUACAACUGGCCUGAUCGGAAGGUCCGGGUGUUCACAUACCUCAUUGGACGGGAGGUCACUUUUGCCCCGAAUGUGAAAUGGAUUGCCUGCAACAACAAAGGCUACUACACUCAGAUCUCCACACUGGCAGAUGUCCAGGAGAAUGUCAUGGAGUACCUGCAUGUGCUCAGCCGGCCUAUGGUCAUCAACCACGACCAUGAUAUCAUCUGGACUGAAGCCUACAUGGACAGCGCGCUGCCACAGUCUGAAGAGCUCUUUGCGUCGCAGGCUCAGAGCCUGUUGCUCAUGACGACAGUGGCUAUGCCAGUGUUCAGCAAGAAGAACGAGACGCGAUCCCAUGGCAUUCUUCUGGGUGUGGUGGGCUCUGAUGUACCACUGAGGGAGUUGUUAAAACUUGCUCCACGGUAUAAGCUGGGUGUCCAUGGCUACGCCUUCCUGAACACCAACAACGGCUACAUCCUUUCACACCCAGACCUCCGUCCUUUGUAUAAAGAGGGAAAGAAACUGAAGCCAAAGCCGAACUACAACAGCGUAGAUCUCUCAGAAGUGGAGUGGGAAGACCAGGAUGAAAUACUGAGAAGUGCCAUGAUCAAUGGGGAAACAGGCUACCUCUCUAUGGAUGUGAAGGUCCCUGUGGACAAAGGGAAACGAGUUCUCUUCCUCACCAAUGAUUAUUUCUUCACGGACAUCAGUGGCACACCCUUCAGCCUGGGUGUUGUGUUGUCCAGAGGGCACGGGGAGUACAUUCUGCUGGGGAACACUUCAGUGGAAGAAGGUUUGCACGACCUUCUCCAGCCAGACCUGUCUUUAGCAAAUGAAUGGAUUUACUGCAUCACUGACAUUGAUCCUGACCACCGGAAGCUCAGCCAGCUGGAAGCUGUGAUCCGUUUCCUCACUGGAGAGGAGCCUGACCUAGAAUGUGAUGAGGAGUUGGUUCAGGAAGUGCUGUUUGAUGCAGUGGUCACUGCCCCCAUGGAGGCCUACUGGACAACACUAGCCCUCAACAUGUCCUUGGACACAGAGGCAGGUGUUGAGAUGGCAUUUCUGGGCACUCGGGCUGGACUCAUGAGGAGUGCCCUGUACGUGGGCUCUGAGAAGAUUUCCAACAAGAAAUUCCUGACGCAGAAGGACAAGGAAAGCAUCUUCACCAUGGACCACUUCCCUCUGUGGUACCGCAGGGCGGCCGAGCAUCCCCCCGGCAGCUUCAUCUACAGCAUUGUCUCAGAAGACGAUUCAGAGGGGGGUGGCCUGCCAAAAGUGGUGACAGUGAGCACGGCUGUGUCUGUGUCUGUGGACGGGAAGAUGGGAAUUGCUGCAGCGGUGGGUGUGCAAAUAAAGCUGGAUUUGCUCCAGCGCAAGUUUUGGAUGGCCAUGCAACAGCCCAAUGACAGUGAUUGCAGUGGCUUGGAUGGAGCCUGUCCACUCAGCUGUCAGGAUGAUAUUCUGAACUGCUUCCUCAUUGACAACAAUGGCUUCAUACUUGUUUCCAAAGUACCUGAAGAGACUGGAAAAUUUUUUGGUGCAGUAGAUGGCUCAGUGAUGACCCAGCUACUAAACAUGGGCAUGUUCAGGCGAGUGACCAUGUAUGAUUACCAGGCAAUGUGCAAGGUGCCCUACCACCACCACAGUGGCGCCCAGCCCCUGCUCAGUCCAAUUUAUGCCUUUGUAGCUGCAGUGAAGUGGCUGAUAAGUGAUUUCCUCAUUUUCCUUUUGGAGUUUAACCUGAGUAGUUUCUGGCACUCAGACAACUUGGCAGAUGCCAAGGCUGUCUUCCAUCACUCUCACAAGCACAAGAAGCAUGACACGCUGCAGCCCUGCGACACCGAGUACCCCGUGUUCGUGUACGAGCCGGCCAUCAAGGAGACCAACGGGCUCAUUAGCUGUGGAGACUGCCAAAAGAUGUUUGUGGCACAGCAGAUCAUCAGCAGUAACCUCCUGCUCCUCGUCACAGACACUGUCUGUGAUUGCAGUGUCUUCCCACCUGUCCCAAUGGAUGCAAAAGAGGUCAAAUAUAACGCUUCCGUGAAGUGUGAGCGGAUGCGCUCCCAGAAGCUGCGCCGGAGGCCGGACUCGUGCCACGCCUUUCACCCUGAGGAAAAUGCCCAGGACUGCGGUGGCACUGCUGGGAUCUCUGUGUGUCCGACGCUGCUGCUCCUGCCCCUGGUGCUGCUCCUGCGGUGA
This is a messenger RNA of Cinclus cinclus, 3312 nucleotides long. RefSeq names its product calcium voltage-gated channel auxiliary subunit alpha2delta 4 (gene CACNA2D4). The coding region runs from base 1 to 3312 and encodes 1103 amino acids. Gene Ontology annotation, molecular function: voltage-gated calcium channel activity. The transcript is spliced from 40 exons. Lineage: Eukaryota; Metazoa; Chordata; Aves; Passeriformes; Cinclidae. The record is from RefSeq and is a predicted model, not a curated record. Gene Ontology annotation, cellular component: voltage-gated calcium channel complex.